UUUGAUCAAUGAAAAUUGUUCCUUUUCAGUAACAAAAUAAAAUUUGUGUAUUUUUCACAAUUUCAGUGUUAAAUAAAUAAUUUAAGUACAAUGGCCAACGUUGAUGCGGUACCGGACGAUGAAGAAGAAGUACAAGUUAUUCCAGUUAAUGCUGUACCAAGAAAUAUUUAUGGCUUACGUUCUGAAGUUGUUGGUAAUGUACAAUACUCCUACAAUGGUGAUGUUGUAUAUCCGGUCGAAAAUGUAAUUGUCUUCCAUAAUUUCUUAAAUAAUAAACAAAAAUUUCUGCGAUUGCCAGUAGACACCACUCCACUUAGAAUGACCAUGGCAUCUUCAAAAAAGUUUUUAGCUGUUUUGGAACAGAAUCCUACAGAUGGUUCUUAUAUAUCUGUCUACGACAUGUCUACUCUGAAGAAACGUAGACAUUUAGUUCUACCCGAAAAGUUUCAAGAAAUUGAAAUAAAUGCAAUGCUGUUUACUUAUGACGCAAGAGCAAUAGUUCUGAUGACUAAAUGUGCUGAAGCUUCUCUACUCAUGCUUACCUUGGAUAAAUCGAGUUCUGAAGCUGAAUGUACCUUGCCAUCGACUGAUAAUGAUCAAGGGUAUGAAUGCAUGGCAUGUCAUCCAGAAGAUAAUGCACUGGUAGCAAUAGCAGGAACUGGCGUACUGAUUUUCCUGUGCAAAGCAGAAACAACCAUUACAGUUAGUUCUACAUGCAAAUUCGCCUACAAUAUAUGCUCGAUGUAUUUCUUGGCCUCGGAUUUGUUAUUAAUGGGUUCAGAUGAUAAUGACUUAAUAUUAGUUGAGAAUGGCGACUUCAAAACUCAUCAAAAAGCAAAUACUGCAGAAUCAGUACAUAUACUUAAGGAUCAGGAACAAAUGGAUAAGGAGCUGGCGAAAAUGCUACCCUCUGAUGAAGUAUUAAAGGAUAAACGUGUUACUUUUGUAACAAAUUUGAGAGAUGCAUUUGUAUUUGUGCUAUUUAAUAGAGUAUUUGUAUUUGAAAAAGAAACCAAAUUCGAAUAUGUGCGAACAACUGUUAUAACUUUGCGACCAAGUGAAUUUCCGGAAGAGGCUUAUCAAAUAAAAAAUAUAGCAUUUGAUGAUGUUAUGGAAAACAUAAUCGUUUCGCCAACUAUAUCUCAAAUCUAUACAAGUCGACUAUCAAUGACAGAAGAUGAAUUCUAUAUGAUUGAAGAUGAUGAAGAAAAAGAAGAAGAGGAAGAGGCUACGAGCUAUAUGCAAUUAUAUUUUAAACCGCUUGGUCAAAAGCUGCAUGUAGAUGGAAUUGUUGAUGUUUCAAUUUGUUCAUGGAAACCUAUUGUUGUAACAGCUUCCAAAGAUCAAACUGUGCGAAUUUGGAAUUAUGAAACUGACGAGAUUGAACUUGUACGCAAAUUUCAAGUGGACGUUAACCUCGUUGAACUUUGCUGCACUGGCUUUAUGGUUGCUAUUGGAUUUGCGGAUCAGCUGAGAUUAGCACAGAUUUACAUGGAGGAUUUAGAUAUUGUUAAAACCUUCAAUUUUCCUCGCUGCACAAUUGUACGUUUCUCUAAUCUUGGUGCUUACAUGGCCGCUGGGUAUGAUAAUUGCAUAUCCGUUAUUACAGCUCUGAAUUUCGAAACGGUGAUACAUUUGAAGGGUCACAGCGGUAUCAUUUUGACAUUAGCUUGGACGAAAAUGGAUGAUACAAUUGUUUCUGGUGGUGCAGAGGGUGCAAUUUAUCAAUGGGAUGUUCAUACCGGUGAACGUUUACAAGAAAUCGUACAAAAAGGUACACAAUAUAAUACUGUUUGCAUUGGUGGUACCGACCCCAUAUCUAUUUAUGCUAUAACAAAUUACGGUGUGGUGCGUGAAUUUCAAAACUCGGAGCUCGUUCGAGAAAUUGCAUUACCAACCGAAAUGAAAGCCCCUCUAAUUGAUAUGUGUUUAUCACGUUCUGAUAUGGUUAUGUUUGUUUCCAAUACCUUGAACGAUUUAAUAAAUAUACAUUGUCCCUUCAGUGAAGCAGGAGGUGGUAGAUGUAGAAGUUUUCGUUUUUUUGCCUCACCAAUUAAGCGUCUCAAAUUUACUUUCGAUGGUUUGAUGCUAAUAACAGCUUCAGAUGCAGGCACUCUUGGAUUUUGGGUAUUAGAGAACAUUGAAGGGCGUAUUGCAAUCAUGGACAAGGAUCUAUUACGCUGUCAAGAAAUACUCAUUCCUCGUUCUAUUUUACAUGAUAAAAUCGAACAGGUCAAAAAUCUGAAUCUUCGUUUAAAACAACAGGCAGAGGAAUUUGCCUAUCAACUGAGUCAAAAUCAACUUUUCGAUGGACAACAAUUGGCUGCUGUGCACAAGAGUUACUGUGAUGCUAUGGAACAACUCAGGGCGUUAAAUAAUCAAAGUGCCCAACUUCAUGUAGAGGAUAUGAAUGCAGUUACUUUCAAAAUGACUGAAGUAAUCAAUGAACACAAUAGGAAACUUAAGAAUUUAGAAAAUCAAUAUGGUGAGCAAAUGUUGAUGGAGUAUCAAAAGUUUUCGAAUCUGCGAGAAACAAUGCUAAAAGUGCGUAAAGGGUAUGAGGAGAAAUUGCAAAAAUCUGCAAGUACAUUACAAAACACUGUUGAGGGUCUGGAAGAGGGAUACAAGAUGCAAUUAAAUGAACGCAGAGAGCUGCUACGUGAGCUCAUUAAAGAGAUGCAAAAUAAGAAGGCGGAAUAUUUUGAGUACUGUCGGCAGGUGGAUAUUGAAAGCCAAAGAACUUUGCAUGACACAAAGAUGAGCUAUGAAAAUAAACUGCAAGAUGAAAAAAAUUCAGCUCAAUUAUGGCGAGGACGAGCUGGAGUUUACAGAAAAAAAUACGAGUUAGUGGGUAUAGAAAUUGAAAACUUGUUGGAAGAGUUGGAAAUACUUACCGAAGAGAAUACUAAGUCAGAGAAGAUUAUUAAUAAAGGUAUGCGUGACAUUGAUGAUCUGCAGAAAGAUAUCGCUGAUAGAGAUUAUGUUAUUAGCACUAAGGAAAAACGUAUACAGGAACUAUUUCAUAGAAAUCAGGAACUUGACAAAUAUAAAUUGGUGUUAUUGCAUAGAAUCACCGAAUUGAAAGCACAAAUUGAACCUAAAGAAUAUUUACUUAAUGAUAAACGCAAGAAAAUUAUAGACAUGGAGAACGCAUUAGAAGAUUUGAAUCAAGCAAAUAUUCGUUUAGAAGCUGAAAUCGAAAGUGUUAAGGGUAAAUAUUACGAUACCAUUGAAGAGCUCAGAAAUGAAAGAAAUCGUGCCAAAGCAGCACGGGAGCGCAUCAACAACAUGCGUACUGAAAUAUAUCAAUUGGGCGCUAAAAUUAAUUUCCCUAAACAGAUGCGAAAAAUCGUACAAGAUAUGUAUAAGAAGUAUGUAAAUAAAGAACCAAUCAAGAGAUCCAUAAAUAUGGAUAAAUUGGUAAGAGAGGAGUAUUUCAGGCAACGUAAUUAUAUUGAAAACAAAAUUAAGAACGAUAAGGAGAAAUCAAAGCAUAACGUAGUCAAAGAAGAAUGCGAUGCAAUAUUUAAUGAAAAUAUGGAACUAAUGAGAGAAAUUGAUAAACUGCGUGCGGAAAACAAUUCAAUGAAAGAAAAAGCACUAAAAAAGCAAAAAGCUAGAAAUGAGGCAAAAUUAAAAGGAGCAAAGAAAAAGGCAGUAAAAAAAUAA
This is a messenger RNA of Teleopsis dalmanni, 3669 nucleotides long. Its product is annotated as cilia- and flagella-associated protein 57-like. Lineage: Eukaryota; Metazoa; Arthropoda; Insecta; Diptera; Diopsidae. The record is from RefSeq and is a predicted model, not a curated record. The transcript has 6 exons. Gene Ontology annotation, molecular function: protein binding. The coding region runs from base 91 to 3669 and encodes 1192 amino acids.